Messenger RNA from Sphaeramia orbicularis (orbiculate cardinalfish), 18414 nucleotides. RefSeq names its product spectrin repeat containing, nuclear envelope 2a (gene syne2a). Gene Ontology annotation, cellular component: membrane. NCBI's taxonomy places the organism in Eukaryota, Metazoa, Chordata, Actinopteri, Kurtiformes, Apogonidae. Gene Ontology annotation, molecular function: protein binding. The transcript has 85 exons. The record is from RefSeq and is a predicted model, not a curated record. Bases 34 to 17619 code for a protein of 5861 amino acids.
GACACCGUGGGAACCAGACAGGAGGCGGAGUGGAUGAUCAUCCCAGAGACGGAUACUCCACCACAGGAUGAGCACCCCUCCAGACAGGAAGUGCUGGAAAGUGUGACAUGUUUAGAAGGUCCCUGUGACCUGAUGGAGUCUGCAGAUGACCAGAUAUCACUGAUGACCGAAAACCUGAGCAGGAUCAUCAGAACGCCUGUGAACAUCUCCUCCUUGACCUUGGCUGAUCCCACAAUGAUAUCUGACUUAAAGGACCUGGAUGACAGGAUGCAGUAUGAAAUGAGAAAGCUUUUAGAUCGAAUCAGUGAAGAGGAAAAACAGAAGCCUGAAGCUGCUUCUUCCCUCUGCCAGGCUCUUCAUCAUCUGAAACAGCUCCGACAGCAGCUGGAGGACACUCAGUCAGCUGCUCAGGCUCUGGAUCACUUUCUGGCCACAGUGAGGGAAGUCGAGGCUGAGUUCCCAAACUUGUUGGCAAACCAAGACAGCAAAAGGCAGCAGACUGAGGCAGACCAGGAGACAGAAAUGCAGCAGAGGUUUCAGUCUGUUCUGGAACAAUCAGGUGGUGUUGACAGUGCUUUGAAAGCAGCAGGGCUGGUGUUAACCAUGGAUGGUACAAAUGUGACAUGCCAGGAUGUGGUGACACUAUUUAGGAAUGCCAGAAAGAGGAAAGACAAGGGAAAUGUACUGGUUCUUCAGGAAAAAGAGCAGGUGCAAGAUUAUAAAGAGGUGAAUCGAAUGGAAACGGAGCAGGUAAUGACAGGGGAUGUUUUACUGCAGGGGCAAGUGCAACAGCAUCCUUCUGCAAGUAGGAUGGAGGAGGAAUCAAUGUCAAAAACACAAAAGGAUCAGAAGGAUGGAGAGAGUGGUAAAAAGGCACAAAGUGAGGGACUGCAUAAGGCUCAAACAUGGAAGGCUGAUGGAGAAGCUGUAAAGUCCAGGAGCCGAAGAAGAAGACGAAGAACAAGAGAGGUUGAUAAAGAGGGAGAAGAGGAGAGUCUGGUUCAGAGGAGAACGGCCCUGAUAGAAUCACUGAGGGAGUUACAGGGAGCAGCUGAGCAGCUUGGUUUACAGGAGCCAACCCUACCUGCUCUGCAGAGAAGGACUCGUGCCUUGAUGGGGUUGGAGAACCGCCUUGCUGGUCAUCUGUCUGAGCUGCAGGACAUCCGAGAAACAUCACAAUCAGAAAACCAGGAUGUGGUUCAGGGAUUCUGUGAUUCAGAGGUGGAAAAUGUUUGGGACGUAACGACAAAAGCUAUAACUGAACGGCUGGAUCAAUGCCGCGUCCUAACAGAGCUGCUGAAGAGGUUCCAGAGUAUUCGUGGUGACAUAAGUGGUACUCUGCAGAGCGCGGAAAACACCAUCAGUGAACAGUCCUCCUACAUGGGAAAGGAGAACCUGCAGAGACUCCACACUAAGGUCCAGGAGGUUAAAGCAGAGCUGAAUGGCCUUGGGGACAGGAUUGAGGAGGUGCGAAGUGUCUGCAGGCAGCUUUACACUCAUUUACGUCAGAUUCCAGACUGUGUUUUCAUCCCAUUUGAAGAAGAGGCUGAUGCUCUCAUGGACCGUUGGCUGGAUAUAUCAGAAAGAGCAGAUUCUCAUCUUGAAAACUUACACCUCAGCCUGACUCGCUGGGACGGAGUUCUCCAGCUGGGGGCGGAGGUAGAGAGCUGGACCAUCAAUAAACUAUCAGUGUUUGCUCAGUCUCCAUCUUUUCAGACAGAGGAGGACAUUAAGGCCUUGCAGGAUGAGAUUGAGGCCCAGGAGGAGAGUAUGGAGUGUUUCUACCGAAGAACCAUUGAAAUUCAGGCACUGCUUCAAAGUACAGAGCCCCCACUGGAGCUGCAGGUGGUAGAGCACCAAAUGAAGAAGAAGAUGGAGGAGCUGAAGGAGCUUGUUUCUGAAGCUGUGGAUGUUUAUAGGGGGAUGGUGGCUGCAAAGGAACAUGUAACUAACAGGAUGACUGAAUGUUUUGAGUCUCUACAGAAGAUUCAGGAUUCCCUCCUCACUCUCGCUGCCCCAGAUGCUACAACAGUACUUGCAAAACUCAAGGAUCUGUGUUUGCAGCUUCAGACCCAUGAUGACCAGAUGGAGAGUCUACAGGAGGAUCUGCAUGUCAUGGCUUCUAUAGUGAGUGUAGACAGCCUACAGAGUCUGUCUGAUGGAUGGAACGAACUGCAGGACAAAGUCAGAGCCACCCAUCAGCUCUUCUCUGAGGUGGAAGAACAGACACACAGGAAUAUCUGGACUGUGGACAGGCUGCAAAGAGAACAUGAGCAUUUGGAACAACGGCUGAAAGCUGCAGAGGAUCCAGGUGUCUUAAAAGAAGUAGUUCUGGAAGAAAGGGAAAGGACAGAGGCCUUCAGUCUUCUUGUGUCACAGUUAAAAAGCAGCGUAUUUCAGCAGUCUGCGCUGAUUGAAGAGAGUGGCAAACUGCUAGAGCGAUACCACAGCUUUGAAGCAAACAUACUAGGCAACCCUGUGGAGAAGCAGAAACCUUUGAGUAAAGAUACAGACGCGGUUCAAGCUCAACUCUGUGUCGGAGAUGUGAGACAACCUGAUGCUCCAGUCUCUGGAAAACCCAGUACCCAGAGUCCUAUAGAGCAGAGACUGCAACAUGUUAAAGAAGAAGCUACAGAGGGAAGGACAUGUAUGGAAGAGUUCAUAGUUACUGGGAAAAGUAUGAGCCAAAGACCAAGAGAUGAAGACGACUCCAAGCAGGAUUUUCAGGACACACUUCAGAAAAAUGAGAUGCAGGGGAGGAGUUUUCUGCGGUCAGUUCAGCCUCAAUGCAGGGAUCUUCAAGCAGCUCCAGAGCGUACGUCCUUCAAUCUGACCCACAGACAUGAGGCCCACCGCAGAGCUGAGGAGCUGCAGAGGCAAACUGCUCAGCUUCAGACUUUAUUCCCUUGGCCCGGAAUGGCUCAACGUAAACAGACCUGCUUUGUGGCUCAUCAGCUGCGGGAUGAAGCUGAAACUCUGCGAUUAAUGAUCACAAACCUGGAUGAACAGAGGAUGGAAGCAACCGAGCAAACAGGUGACAGCACCUGGACGGACUCGUCUGUGCCUGAGCUGGAGACCUGCAUGUCAUCGCUGGUGGAGGAGUUGAAUGAUGUAUGUUCCCAUCUGGAGGAAGGUGUGUGUAAUGAGGAACAUUUUGGCCAGUUACUGCAGGACUGCAGCUGUAAAUUGACAUCUCUGCAGGAAAAGAUGUCAGCCUGUCAGACUCAGAGAGAUGAAGCAGCUCUGGAGGCUUUGCUACAACAAGUAACAGACACAGAAAAUGACCUUUCACAACUUGCAACACUCAAGGACUCCAUCACCAGUUUCACAGCCGAAGCUCACGCCAGCGUCUCCCAGCGAGUGGGUAACCUCCAAAACCACAAGAGGGCACUAGACAACAACAUCAGAGAACAUCUCACUGUGCUACAAGAGAACAGAAAGCAGAAAGUUCAACAAGUGGAAGACGAGGCCUUAUGCGUCCAAACUGCACUAAAGAACCUGUCUGAUGAAAUGGACACUCUGUGCUGGGACGGUGAUGUGGCUGAUAUCAUCAAACUCAAACAGCAGUGGUGGACGAUACAGGACUACGGCACCAGGCUGACCGAGUUGGAUAGAAGAGUUUAUGAGCUGCAGAAAACUGGAGAGUCCAGCACGACAGAUGAGACACUUCCUGCAGAUGUUGCUAAAAAUAUUGACAGCCUCAGGUCCAUUUUUCUACUUAAGCAACAGGACUUUUCAGAAAUCAUUGCUAACAGGGUGAUGCAGGUCAUCAGCCAGCUGCAGCAGUGGAGACAAACAGUACAAGCUGAACCACCAUCAUCAUCAUCAUCAUCAUUCAGCCAGACAGCUCUGGAUGAGGGGUUGCGUCUUCAACAUACUCUUCGUGAAGUGAUCUCAGAAAGAGGUUUUCUGCUUAACUGUGUGGGAACAGAAGUGGCAAAGACACUGGAGAGAAGAGCCUCAAAUAUUCUCAGUGACAACACAUCUGCACUUAAAACUUUGUCCAAACAGCGGCUUGCUCCAGGCCAUGAUGAAAUUAAAUUGGAUUGCAAAGAUUUGCCAGACAGAGCAAUUUCAGCUCCACCAGAUGAAACUACAACUGUUACUAUUACCACCCUCUCCUCUGCAAUAGACUACAGUAAAAACUUGACAAGUAGUCAGAAUGACAACAAAAUUAAACCCCAAAAGCCUUUCUGCACUUCAGAAAAACACCCAUCCUGCCUUCAGGCUGUCACAGACACAUCAGCAGGGGCGAGUAGAAAUGCUGAUAGUCCAGAACAGGAUCAAGAAGCAGAGAUUUCAGGCAUUUGUCCUGCAGUGAGCCUUAUGCAGACAACCAAAGAGGAUGCCAAUGUCCCUAAUCCUGACCCAAAUGCAGAAAUUAGACAGAAAUCAAAAACCCAGCAUGGACUGUUAAUCAAGAGUCGUCCAAAAGCAGGCGUCUUCACUGCUCAUAUCUGUGUCGCUGGAAGUGAUGCAGAGCCCUUCAUGUCAGAUGGUUCCCUUACUUUUAAUAACAGUUUAAUUACUCUGCAGGAGAACACUGAACCAUUGCAGAGAGACACCACCUCAACCCUGGAGGCCAACAUAUCACCUGAUAAAUCCUUAAGUAGUGAGGCCAAGACCGAUGGCGUUCCAAUACCUGCUCCUCAAAAUGUAUCUGGACUUGUUGCAAUUACUGAUCCUGAAGAAGAAGAGAACAUCUAUGAUCAAAUCGAUUCAUUAGGAUCCAUAUUACCAUGCAAACAAAGCCAGGGAAACCUCAAAUUAACCCCCAAUGAGGUGUUACAUUCCUCUAAAUCAUCCAGCCCUGUUGCAGAAUGUCAGCCUACGCAUGCAACAGAAACAACAUUUCUCUGUGUCAAACAAGAGGAGACGACAGAGUCAUGUCAUGUUGAGGAGCAAACAAUGAGCCCAGUCUUGUGUACAGCGGAUGUUUCUUUGCAAACAGUGGACGGUGAUGCCUUAACAGAAACACUGAUGUCUACCAGUGACAAUAAACAACUAAUGGUUGCUGACGAAGCACAAGACAUGGAUGCAGGACAUGUACAAAUGGCAAAGGCAGAAAACACACAGCAAACAAGUGACACUGAAUGUGAAGAAAAAGAACUUGAACACGACACCGAGGUGACACUAAGACAGCUGCAGAACUCAACAGAUAUGGAGCCGGAGAGGACAGCUGUGGGAUUGGCAGCUCAGCCGGGGGCCCAGGAGUCGACAGGUGGAUCCUACAAACACAAGUUCACCAUGCAGGAUAUUUUGUCAGAGAUUCAGAGCCUGGUGGAAAGUAGUAACAUUAUAAAUAGGACACCACACACUGAUUUAAACUGGUACCUGAAGUCUUCUCCAAGCGAACGGGAGAUUCAUUUAAUACGAACAGUCCAAAAUGUCCUGGCAUGUCGCUAUCAACCUGCACAACUCAACAUCACCGCUAUGGCCAAACAACUGCACGAGGCAGAGGAGCACAGACGCUGUGUUCUGGAACAAGUGGCCACCAUGAACAAAAUGAGUGCUGCCGAUAUCCAUGAAUCAGACGCCCUGAAGAGCUUUGAAGGACAGUGUAGCGCUGCAGUGUUGGACGCCUCGGCCACGGUGCAGGUGAAAACGGCACAGCUGGAUCAGGUCAAACAGUACCACAUGCAGCUGAAGAUCCUCAGAGCGUUCCUUCAAGUUGUGGCUGCAGAAAAGGAAAAAAUGAGCCUAAAUAGUUUGGGAAGCAGUGAACUUCAAGCUGAAAAACUCAAUGUUCUGCUGCAAACUAUGGAGCACAAAAGAAUCAUGAUGAAGGAGCUUCUUCACUUAAGUGGCCAGUUGUCGGUCCACUUGAGCAGCACUGAAAGUUCAGGUGCUCUUCUUGCCCAUCUUGGGGAUAUCCAGGAGGAAUGGAGGCUUUUAGAAGGAGGCAUCAAGAGAGCUCUGCAGCACGCCUCAAACUCUACCUGUCAGUCGGCUGUUCUCACAAAGGAAGCCAAACAACUUAAAGCCAGGCUCGAAACUCUGCUAAAUUCCAGUGUUUUAUCGCAGCCAUCCUCAACAGCCAAUGACUUCAAAAGUACUUUGGAGUUAGUCUGCAUGACGACAGACCUGAAACUAUAUAAUCAGCUUUAUCUGCAGUUACGCUCACAGUCAAAUGCUCUUUUUCAUUUCUCUCUGGGUCAAAAAGAGAAGGAUGAGGUUAAAAGUAAUCUUCAGGAAGUAGGCUCUCUACUUAGUGUCACUAAGACGAAGAUUGAGACUCUCUCAAAUGACUGCGGUAACGUUUCAUCAACCAAAAUCAACAAGCAGCUCCAGGACUUGAUCACAUGGGCCAAGCAGGCAGAAAACCACAUCUCCACUGGGAAAAAACUGGCCCUUUUUCCAGAAGAAGCUCGCAUCCAGAUUGUGGAGAUGAAGAAAUUCCAGACUGAUAUUUUGUCAAGGCGCUCCAAGAUGCAACAGCAAGUUGAAGAAAUUAAAGCUUCAGAUUUUGACGAAGAGGAACACGACCAAGUGCUUAGUACAGUCGAAGAAUUGUAUGAAGCUAUUUCUGACAGUUUGGCUCAUGUUCUUCAAACGAUGAAGAACAAUCUGCAGCAGAGGGAGAUGUUGUUAUGCCAGCUUGCUAGCAUAGAUACUUGGCUUUCAGAGAUGCAUGCUAAAAGAGAUCCCUGCGCUCAUGUGGAGAACGUUUCCAAAGCUGAUAUCAGAAAUCUGGAAAAUGAGCUGAGCCUUCACAAACAAGCCACUAUGGAGAUCGAGAGGCAGCUUAACCUGUUGGAGACAGUGGCAGUUAGUUGCAAGAAAAUUGCAGUGGAUCUGAGUCCAGGAGAGAGUCGCUACCUUGUGAACCGAGUAUCAGGACUUUGGACGGAGUUAGAUGGACUGCUGGCUCAUGAGAAAGCAACCAGCUGGGAAUUAGAAGAGCUGAUUCAUGAACGGACCUCUUCAGAUGACGAGUUAUCCGCCAUCCAGAUGAGCUUAAAGCAGAUUUCUAGUGAUCUGGAGCGGCGAAGGUUCCCUCUAACACAGGAAGCCCUCAGAGAAAUUGGACUUUUGAGACACAUGCUGACUGAACAUCAGUGUCAGGUUCAAGAGCUUCAGCACUGUCAGGAAGCCAAACGAAGCUCUGUUUUGGACGCCAUCGGGGAACUACAAGACAGGAGCAAAGCGCUUAGUAUUCACGCCUUUGAGCAAGACAAAUAUCUGCGUCUGAGGAGACAAAUGGAGAAGUCUAGGGACAUUGCCAAGGAGCAAAUCCAACGUGCUAAAGAUAAAACAAUCAGUAUUGGUGAGAGGUUCAGACUCUGCCAAACACUUCUGGUUGAACUUCCUUUAGUAAAGACACAGUGUCAGGAAGCAGCCGACCAAUUGGAGGCCAUAGCUCAAGACCUCUACCCGUCAGAGCUCAACGCAGAGAGGCAGAGGAUUUGCUGCAAUGUGGAAACUUUAGUCUCCUGGGAACAUUCUGUUACAGAUGAUAUCAAAAACCUAGAGGCCAAGCUUUUGCUGGGUCUGCGGUUUGACUCUGAGCUUCCUGCCUUAAUAGAGCUUUUCCAAAAAACUAAAGUGGAACUAGAGGAAGCUAAACCAUUAAAUCCAGAUGAAAAAGCCAUAGAUGUUCGACUGCAAAAGUACUGGGUUAUCUGGAGAAAUAUGGAGUCUGGGAUGAGGGUGUUGGAAGCCUUGGCACGUAAGGAAAAAAAGAACCUGAGAAACAACAAGGAGCUGUACUCUAUUAGAAAUGCAACUGUCCAAGAAUGUCAUUUACACAUGGAGAGUUUAUCCCAGGCUCGAGAGUCUCUGAAGGAUUACCAGUGGGCUGCUCAAGGAGCCAUAGGCUUCCUGCAUAAUGCUGAAGCCACCUUCCUAUCAGCUCCUGGAGGGUUUCUGGACUGUACAGAGGAACAGAUGCAGACCCACCAGGCUCUAGAAGCCCUAGAGGAUGGAUUUCAGGCUCAUAUCUGCCAUCUUGUCAAACUGGUGCCUCAGCAGCCCUGCCUCUCCAGCCCAAAGACCAAGCAACUUCACAUCCAGAUCCUCAGUCAGCUUUUGGUGGGAAGGGCUGUGCUGGAGGCCCAGGCCCACCUCCGACUGGAGUCCUUACAGAGGUGUGCUAUAAGCCAGAAAAGACACAGGAGCUGUCAUGAAGAAAUACAGCAGCAUCUCUCAGGGUUUGAAGCUAAACUUUCUGGAUGCGCUGCAGAACAUGUAGCAUCAUUUGACAAAUGUGUCGCCCAACAAGAACGAGCCAAGUUACUGAUGCAGGAUCUCCAGAGACUCGCUGGGAACAUUGAAGAGCUGAGAGCCGGUUGUCCGAUGCAGGGGUGUGGGGUUGGAAAGGACGGUGAGCUGGGUGCCCUCUGGAGGCGAUGGGUGUCAUUAAGACGAGGUGUCGGCCUCCUGUUGGCGCACACAGAACAGAGAGGAGAAGAAUGGAAAGACAUCACCACCAGUAUGAAGCAGUGUUGCAGCUUUCUGGCCAGUCUUCAAGCUGAGGUUCCUGACUGCUCUGCUGUGAGCUUCACUCAAGAAGAGCCCCAGGAGCUUCUGGCCCAGGCCGAAAUGCACCAGGCUGGUUUGGAGCAGGAGCAGCAGGCCUUAGCGUCCCUGGAGCAUCGCCUGGAGCACGCCCUAAGCUUGUCCAGGGCCCAGGAUCCCAGCAGCCCUGGGCCUGUUGGCAAAACACUAGUAAAGAUUAAAGAGAACGUCAGGAGCCUGGAGGAGAGGAACCUGCUGGUGGUAGCUGCAGCCCAAGCAGAGGAGAAGGAAAGACAGCAGGUCCAAGACAAGUUAAAAGAGUUGGAGAAUCACGUUUCAGGUCUUCUGCCAAAUCUGGAAAACUGUUUGAAUCCAGGCAAACAACAGGAGCUCGAAAAAGAGUUGUCCUCCCAGAAAGCCAAGUUAAAACACAUCAUUGACAGUGUGCAGAGUCGGUACGCCCAGAUCCCAGCUGAUAUCUGCAGACGGUUACAAGAAGUUCAGCUGUCCAUACAGAAAGUAGACGAAAAGAUCAUGCAGAGGAACGACCAGUUUCGGAGGUUGACUGGUCAAGUGGCAGAGUUGAGUUCAGGACUGAACAGAGUGAAAGCUUUACUGGAGCAGAGGAGUCCAACUGUUACUGAGGCUCAAAAGGCACUCAAGCGUGUGUGGGAUGAACUUGACACAUGGCACGGCCGUUUGAUGCUCCUGGAGAACGAGGUCCAGGAUCUUGCGGAGGACCUGCCGGAUCAAGCUCAUCUCCUUAUGGACCAGCUCACACAGCCUCUGCAGUGUUACCAAAAUGCUGCACAGAUGGUGGAGCAUCACACAGCCUUCCUCAGCAAAAUUCCUGCAUGUCUUCAGGAGUUUGAUGAUGUUCUGCACAGAGCCACUGGCUGGUUGAAUGAGGCUCGGUCUUGGCUUAGUGCUUCGUGUUUGUUCACCACAGCCAGAAGCCUCCAAAAUCACACCAACUCCCUGAAACUGCUGCUGGACGACUCAGACAGGAUCAGACACACGCUGCAGGAGUUCAGUCCAGUGUUGGCUGAAAUCUCUGCUGUGUGUGAUAUAAGCUCCCAGGAAAAGAGGCUGAACGACACUGACCAGCAAGUGCACAGAAUGCAACAGAGCAUUGUGCAGCCGCUGGAGCAUCUGCUACAGGCUGCUGCGGUGGUGGAGGCUAUGGAAGCUGAAGUGAGGACCAUGGAGAAGAAUGUUUCAAAGAUUAAAGCAAUUUUAUCCUCUGUGGACAACGACUGCAUAAGUCAGGCAGAGCAUCUUCACAACCGACAGGUGAUCCAGGCUAACAUGCAGUUAAUGAGGAGGACGCUGAAGGAAAUGGAGAGGUGCAAAGGAGAGCUGGACCUCCCACAGGGGUCUGAGGAGAGCCUGGUGGUCUUCAUCAAAAUCCGACCGCUACUGCAGCAGCUUGAGGAGCUGGAGGAACUCUGUCAGCAACAAGCUGCGCUGCUGGAGAACAACAUCGCGGAGGGAGAAGGGAGUAUGAUGUCCAUAUCCAACCCUCCUGGAGAUACACAGCAGGAAACAUUUGAGGUGUCUAGUUCAGAGGAAGAGGAGGAAGAUGAUGAGUGUUGCCACUCGUCAUCCUCUGACACACUAACAUGCAGUAUCCCUGAGGACCCAGAGGAGACGCUCAGCACCUCAGACAUGGAGAGAAUUACUGAAUUUGAGCUACAUCCAGACGUAGAGGUUAUGUCUGCUCAGUCUUGUUCUGAAGCUGGACUGGUACCUGUGGAGCCUGGGCUUGAUACCAAAGAGUCAGGAUGUGAAAAAAUGGAAGGUGGAAGUGAUUUAAUAGCAAUGAAAACCAGACUUUAUUCCAAAGCUGAUGUUGGCGAUACGACUUCACAGUCUCCUCAGACAGCAGCUGCUGUGGAAGGAACAAGACUCAUCCCCAAUAGGCCUGUAACUCCUUUUGCUGCAGCCACUGCAUCAUUUGAGAUCACAGACGAGGAGGACGAACAUCCAUUGUUAUCAACGGCUUCCAGUCAGCGUCUGGACACACUAGAUGAGUGGAAGGAGCAGACUGAGAACAAGGGCAGUCAUAGCAAUUUGGUAGAAAAAUCCCAACAAGAACAAAACUCCUUGGAAGCAACAGUCAGGUACGAAGAUGAGGAUGAAGAGCAGCAAAAAUGGAGUCAACUGUAUACACAAAUCUCUCAAAAACUCACAACUCUGAAAAAGGUCCAGGAGGAACUUCAGAUGAUGGUUCCAGAGAGGGAGAUGGUCUCAACGGGAUCUGCCUCUGCCGUCCUCCAACAGGCACAUGAGUCCAUCUCAAUGCUGACACAAACAGUACAAGUGAACUCCACAGAUGGUUCAGUUAUAGAGAAGGAUUUGUAUGAGGCCCUGCGUAGGGUCCUCCUCUGUCUGGACGCAUUGACUGACCUUCUGUUGACGCCUGUGGGAGCUGGUGAAGACGACCUCCAGUUCAGGCUGCUGCAUCAUGAGUGUGUAUCAGCUGAAAUGGCGACACUGACUGACCUGCUGAAUAAAGUGGAGGCGCUGGAGAACAGACCUGCAUUUUUGAGGGAUGGUGCAGAUGCAUCCCUCUGUGUUGCCUGCCUUCAGGAAUGUCUACAUACAGCACAGCAGGGUGUUGGACAAUCCCACAGUCAGCUUCUCACACAACUGGGCCUCACAGACCAACAACAGGAGAUGUCCUUGAACCACCUGUGUGUUGUGGAUGAUAUUGAUCUGGGACAAAGUGACAUGUUUCCGAGUCUAAAGAGUGCUCCUGAUUUGAAGUGUGUGUUGGGCCGACAUCUGAGAGAAAGUCCAGGGGAAAAAGCCAAGCUACAGGAAGCUUCCCAGUCAUUGCUUCGGGGGAUAACUCGGCUCCUGGAACUGGGUGAAGAGUGCAUAACAGAGGGCCAGACGAGCAAAGCGCACAACCGCAGCCAACUUCAAGCCACUCUCUGCAGACACAAGAGGCUCCUGCAGGUCCUUGGUUCUCAGUUGGCUUUUGCACAGUAUCUUUUCCAACACGAGCCAGAAGCCCUGAAGUGUCAAGAGGAUGACUGGGUACAGCUGGGAAUCAGGGCCAAAGCUUUGCAGCAGAAGGCUUUGGAGGAGGAAGUGGCUUCUCAAAGGAGGCUCCAGGUCUGGACACCAUGGGAGAGUAAUUGUGGUCAACUGGGAAGGCUGCUGGAUGAGUGUGAAGCCGUGAUCAACAGCGGGGAACCAGAGGGGAAUGAUGAUGAGUUUAAAGUACAGCAAAGAAUAGAAGCCUGCCAGAGAACACUGACCCAGCUGGAUGAGAGCAGGCCAACUUUAGGGCUGAUCCUGGAUCAGGGUGAUGCGCUGCAGACCGAUUCAGUCACCCAGACAGGAGGCGCUCUGGAGCUGCGAUGGCGAAGCAUCUACAGGAGGACGGAGCAAGAGAUGAAUAGCUGUAGAGAGAUCCGGGAUAGCUGGGCCAGAUUCCAGACAAACUCUGAUUCAGUCAGUGAGUGGCUGGACGGCGCCAACAAACAGCUACAAACAUGGACCGACCUGGCCGACACUUCUGACCUAAAACAGGAGUGUGUUCACAGCAGUUUGAUCAAGCUUCUGGACUUUUCCAUGGAGGUUGGAUCCAUGUCAGUCCAGAAGGCGUCUGCAUCCAGGGAGGCCACUCAGCUGCUCCACCUGAUGGAAGCUGAUUGUCCCGGAAUCAGAGAUCAGCUCGGUAAACUGGAGGUCAUCUGGAGCCAGAUGACCUCUGACUUGUCCAAGACUCAAGAACAGCUACAGCAGCAUCUGCUGGCAGGAUGGCCACUGCUGGAGCUGCUGUCAGACCUUGAACACUGGAUCAAGAAGGUAGAGACAAGACUAAACAAAGACAAAGAAGCGACAGUGACGGCCAAAGAUGCUGCUCAGAUCAGUGAAAUCCUACAACAAUACCAGGAGUUAAAGGCAGGCAUAGAUAAUGGACAAGUCCUUCUUGAUUUCCUGUGCCAGUCUGGGCCUCAGGCUGUGGGAGUAGAUGUCCAGGCCAUUCGCUCUGAACGAACAAUGUUCGCAGAGCAACUUGGUGCCCUCAGGCUGCGUUGGCUGGACCUCCAAGGGGAGCUGAAGAGUCAGAUUAAUGGAGCUGAACAGAUGCAUCACACUUGUGCAGACAGGGAGAGGAAGUUACAGCAUCUUCAUAACUUAACGGAGCAGCAGAAAAAGAAACUAAAUCAGUGGAAACAGCCCAUCAGUCAAACUCUGGCCCGUAAGGCUCUGCUAGAGUGGGAGGCUGUUGGGAGCAAAGUGAAGGAAGUGGCUGAAGCUGUGCAGGAGGUGAAAGCCAUACGUUUACAGACUGGGAAUGAAAAGGAGCACACUAGUGACUCGUACUUCUCUGAACAGGGACAGAGUGUCAGUCAUGCCUGUCAGGAUCUUAUUCAGCAGAUGGAAGGCCUGAAACCAGUCAUACAACAGACUGUAGAGGAGUGGAGUUGUAUUCAGAGGGAAAUGAGUGAGAUUUCUUCGCACAUCACGAAGCAGCACUGUGCUCUGGUGCAGCUCAGAGCUCCUGUGUUCUCUCUAAAGCAGGCAGAAGGACACCUACACCACCUUCAGCAUCUACAGGUGAAAGCCAGAGAAGGGGAGGAGCUUUGGGUGGCAGUGGACGAGCGCUGUCAGAGACUUGAGAAGAGACUUCAUCGUGGAACAGCACAGGCACUUAUUGAGGAAAUGGAAAGAGAACGAAAACGGUGGAAGGACGUUGAGGAGGAAGUGAAAGAGGAGCACAUGAAGGCUGAAGAGAUGGUGUCUUUGUGGCAGGAGUACACUAACCUCCAUGACAGCUGCUCCCUUCACCUGCAACAUCUGUGGCCACAGUGGGAGAAACUGUUAACUCCAUCUCCUCAGCAGGACAUGCAGAUCAGGCUUCAGUCAGUGGAGAAAUUCCAGGAUGUUGCUGAAAGUGUGCAAACCAAUGUAGGAAAUGUGCUGGCCGCAUCAAACCCUCUUAUUAGCCGGUUAGAGCCACUGGCCAGGAGUUUAGUCCAAUCACAAACCAGGCUCCUGUCACGUGAUGUUCUUCUGCUGAGCCAGGCCAUAGCAGCGAAAAAGAAAACCCUUCAGGAGGAUUUUGAGCAACUGAAAUUAUUUCGGUCUUCUCUGGAGUCCCUGGUGAAUCAGACCCAGGACAUAGAGCACAAAGUGACGGCUGGUUUGACCGACCAGGACUGUGUGGAGCAGGUUCUCUCUGAACUUGGCGAUCUGUUUCCAUCACUGGUUGACGUCAGUGAGAUGAGUGCCAGUGUUUCCCUUAGCAACCAGGAGGCAGAGAAACUGUACAUACUCAGAAGGCGAUGGAUGGAAAUCAUGACUCACACAUCUAGCAUCAGCAGAAAGAUUCAGGCUGAGUAUCAGCUUUCACAGGACUUUGAGCUGAAGUGCAAGACACUGACAUCCAUUCAGGAAAAGCUGGAACGAGAGUCAACUUUCCAAAAACCCAGAGGCUUCUCCAGCGUCCAGGAGAUGUUUACUGUCCAUCAGAGGCUCAAGGCUGAGAUAAUUAUCCGUCACCAGCUCCUGCAUGGACUUCUCUGUGAUGCAGUAAAGUCAAUGGACAAAAUGACAGAGGAGAAAAAAUCUGAGAUGUUGGCUCAGGUGGCCAGUAUAAAGCACAGCUGGUUUAAUACAGUGGCUGCAGUUGGACAACGUAGGGCAGAAGUUAAGGACCAGUUCGGCCAGUGGAUCCGGUACCGAUGGGGUCUGAACCGACUUUGGAAACUGUUGAAGGACGUUGACCUUCUUCUGCCUCCUGCUGGACCUGCAAUGUGCCCACUGCAACAGAUGCAGAGUUGCAUGGAUCAUUAUGAGCAUGUGGAGGAGGCUUUGGGUCAUCACUCUUCUGUGUACUCCCAGACGCUAGAAACCGGCAGAAAUUUGUGUGAAACGAUGACAGAGGUUGAGACUCAACACCGAGUGCAGACAGAACUGCAGGCCAUCGAGGAGGCCUGGGAACGAACCACCUCACUACUGAAGAAGCGAAAAUCCCUGAUCAAUACAACUGUUCAGACGUGGGCUCAGUGUCAGGACAGAAUCUGCAACACCAUGUCUGAACUGGAUGAGCUGAAAACUGAACUGAAGCCUCAAAACCUUGAGGACGAGGACAAUGUGAUGCUCAUUCAGGAGACGGAACUCUCUCUGCAGUGUUUGGCCACUGGACUGAAGGAACUGGCCACCAUGAAGACGGACCUGUCCCAGUACGUCGGGGCUGGUGACUCAGCUCUGCUGGAGCAGCAGCUGGAGCAACUCCAUGCCCAGUGGGAAGAGCUGUGCACAAAGGUGUCUUUACGUAAGCAGGAGAUCGCAGACCGCCUGAACGCCUGGACCAUCUUCAACGACAAGAACAAAGAGUUCUGUGACUGGCUGGCUCAGAUGGAGAACAAAGUGUGCCACAGUGCAGACCUGAGCUUCGAAGAAAUGGUGGAGAAGCUGAAGAAGGACUGCAUGGAGGAAAUCAACUUGUUCAGUGAGAAUAAGAGCCACCUGAAGCAGCUGGGAGAGCAGCUGCUGUUAGCCAGUGAUGAGGCCAAGCAGAGCCAAGUCCACGGCUCACUGCAGGAGGUCAACCAGCGCUGGCACAACCUCUUCCACCACAUCGAGGCCAGGGUGAAAAAGCUGAAGGAGACUCUUGUGACGGUGCAGCAGUUGGAUAAAAACAUGAGCAACCUCCGCUCAUGGCUGUCACGCAUCGAAGCCGAGCUGUCCAGGCCGAUCACCUACAGCGUCUGUCACCACCAUGAGAUCCAGAGGAGGCUGGCUGAGCAGCAGGAGCUGCAGAGGGACAUUGAGCAGCACACAGAGGGCGUGGCGUCAGUACUCAGUCUGUGUGAUGUUCUGCUCCGGGAUGAGGAUGCUGCUGGGAGUACUGAGGCCGAGGGCGACUCUCUGCAGGAAACCAGUUACAGUCUGGACCAGCGCUGGAGGACCAUCUGUGCCAUGGCUCUGGACAGGAGGCUCAGGAUUGAGGAGACCUGGAGGCUCUGGUGUAAAUUCCUCGAUGACUACUCACGUUUUGAGGACUGGCUGAAGAUGGCAGAGCGCUCCGCUGCCAACCCAAACACUGCAAACGUCCUUUACACUGAAGCCAAAGAGGAACUCAAAAAGUUUGAGGGUUUCCAGAGGCAAGUUCAUGAACGGUUGACCCAGUUGGAGCUGGUCAAUAACCAGUACCGCCGGCUGGCUCGGGAAAACCGCACAGACCGGGCCAGUCAGCUCAAGGCCAUGGUCCAUGAAGGGAACCGGCGCUGGGACACCCUGCACCGCAGAGUGGCUGCCAUCCUCCGCAGACUUAAGUAUUUUACAAGUCAGAGGGAAGAAUUCGAAGGCACCAGGGAGAGCAUGCUAGUGUGGCUGACAGAGUUGGACCUACAGCUGACCAAUGUCGAACACUUCUCAGAGAGCGACGUUCAUCACAAGAUACAGCAGCUGAAUAGUUUCCAGAAGGAAAUCACCCUGAACACUGAGCGCAUUGAUGGCUUGAUAGUGUUUGGAGAGGGUCUGAUCCAGAAGAGCUCGCCACAGGACGCAGCGCUGAUAGAAGACGAACUGGAGGAGCUUCAUUCCUACUGUCAGGAGGUUUUCAGCCGACUGGUCCGUUUCCACCAGCGCCUCAGCCAGCCCCCUAUCACAGAAGAACCUGAAGUCUCAGCGACCAGCUUUUCUUUGGAGUCUAGCUUGGAGCUGAUUGGUCGACCGUGGCUUGGGCGGAGUCAAGGAAGUCUUCCGGCCACGCCCACCCACCUGCUGACCAAUCCUCUGUCGCGCUCAGGGCGGGAGACGCCGAUGAGCGUGGACUCUCUGCCCUUGGAGUGGGACCACACCGGGGACGUGGGAGGCUCAUCAUCACAUGAGGAUGACGAUGAUGAGGAACAUGAGGAUGAGGGAGCUUACUUCAGCGCAGUUUCAAGCAGGUCUGUAUGCGAAUCUCCAAGAUGGAGAUCAGAAGCAGAGGCCGAAACAGACCCUGAAGGCCACACUGAAACUCCACCCACCCUAACCAGUACGCCUCUAAAACAGGGGAGCUAUUUGCAUCUCAUGUCUCAGUGCAGUGGCAGCAUUGAAAGCUUUAAGAGGGUCUCACUGAUCCUGGAUGAUGAAGAACAACCACAGGAGCUUGGUCUGACGGGUGCGAUUAACACCGAAAAACAAUCAGGUGUCAUUGAGCGGUGGGAGCUGCUCCAGGCCCAGACCAGGACCAACCUACAGGCUGGCCCUCAGGAUCCUCAGCAGCUCACCUCUGACCUGGAUGACAUCACUUCCUGGUUGGAAAACGUUAUCCCAGGGCUGGAGGAGCUCCGGCGGUCUGACCCAGCAGCCAGUGUAGAGGACAUGACGGCCACAGCCAGAGAGCUGAAGGAGAUGCAGAAGAUGUUCACCCGCUACAAGUCUAUGAUGCUGGCGGUCAACCUGAGAGGUCAGGGAGUCCCAGAUCUCCAGCAGAGACUGUCUGAUGUGAACCGAGGCUGGAGCAGAGCAUGUACCGGCCUUCAGCAGUGGGACACCAGUCUGAGGAAGACACUGAUGCGCUGCCAGGAGUUCCAUGAAACGCUCCACUCUCUGCUGUUGUGGCUGGCCCAUGCUGAGAGCAGACGCUACGCAGUGGACAUCAAUAACCCACACACACCUGUCAGAGCCCUGCAGCAACACCACCACACACUCACUGAGUUGCAGGAGGAGCUGAAGCUCAGGCGGAGUCAGCAGGCCUCUCUGCAGGCUCUGUGGUCCCAGCUGCAGCCUGAGGAUGGAGCAGACAUCGAUGAAGCCCAGGAGAAACUCCAUGUGACGGGCAGUAAGCUGAAGCUCCUCCUGGGGCAGGUGGCCCAAGACCUGAGGACGAUGCAGCAGCGUCUGGAUUGUGAGUCUGUGUCAAACUUCCAAGUCCAAAAAGUAUCUGCAGAGGAUUCCAAGGAAGCUGAACACACAAAGAAAGGUUCCUCCACUCAAAGAGAGCUGAGAGACUCGUCCCCACCUCGCUCCUUCUUCUACCGGGUUCUUCGCGCCGCCUUCCCUCUUCACCUCCUCCUGCUGCUCCUGCUACUUCUCCCCGUUCUGAUUCCUCUGUCAGAGGGCGACUCCAGCUGCACUGUGGCCAACAACUUCGCCCGCUCCUUCUACCCCAUGUUACACUACACCAACGGCCCUCCACCCACAUGAUAAUACUGAUUUAUAAAGAGACUUCUUAAAAGCUGCAAGAAAUUCUUAAACAAAGUCCUGCAUUUUUGCAAAGCUUGGGUGAAAAAACUAUCCAAGAGAUCAGUCAGACCCAACUGCUUGGCUUUGUUUUGUCCAACUAGUUACAUGUUUUAUCGUAAGUAAGACUGAUUAAAAAAAAACAAAAAAACAUUUUGUAUACUGAAAACACUGGUUAAAUUGAAUGUAUUUAAUACAACUUGUAUGAAAUCACGUUUUUUUUUUUACAUUUGCAGAUUUUUCUAGGCUGGAGUAGACAUUUCCACAUGAACAAAUGCACUGUUGACACUAUAGAAAAGCAUCAUGUGUAUGUACAGAAUGUAAUAAUAUAAUGCUAUUUAUAAUGAUCAAAACAGUGGAUUUAUGCCCCUAAUUUUUUUUUGCUAGUAAACACUGUCAUUACUUUAUUUGUUCAGUCCAUUUUUUCCUCAUUGCAUUGAACUGCCCAGAUUGGAACAAAAAGCAGUGUGUGAGAAAAGCCCUAUUAAAUCCACAAACACACUGUUAAUUUUAGAUCCGGGAUUUAAUGUGAGGCACUGUAAUGGUAUGUUAAAGUUUCUUCUUUGCCACUAAACAGAAAAAAACAAUUUAAACCAGACAUUUGGGGAAUAUUUACAGCAUGGACAUGAUUCAUCUUACAGAGAAAUUGGGGUAAACAGAAAUUAUCCCAAAAUAAACAGUCUUAUGUAUUAAACUGGAUCCCAAUGAGUUGCAUAUAGUCUGCUACGAAUGUUUUGAAAGUUAUUUUGGUAUUACAGU